Messenger RNA from Corchorus capsularis, 4881 nucleotides. Lineage: Eukaryota; Viridiplantae; Streptophyta; Magnoliopsida; Malvales; Malvaceae. The record is from the annotation of a GenBank genome assembly.
AUGGAGGAGUUAACAUUGGAUCUGGUGGCGAAGCCACCGUCUAAGGACGCUGCUCAUAGAUUUAUGGCUAUUGGAAAAGUUAUUGCGGAGAAAUCCCUCAAUCGUGGUACGGUGAAGUCAAUUAUCCGCAACAUCUGGCCGGAAAGAACAGUUCCGUUGAUUGGCGAUGUAGCUACCAAUGUUUAUAGCUUGACCUUUACAUCACAACGUGAAAUGGAAGAGGCGAUCGGAGAAAAUCCUUGGUCUAUCAUGGGUUACUGUUUUAAUAUUAAAGUCUGGCCACCGGAGCUCUCUGCUUCGGAGGUGGACAUGUCUGAGCUUUCUCCGGCUGAGAGUGGGGUUAAGGAAAAAGAACCUCUAGUCCCUGGUUUCUGGGUUCCUAGAGAUAGUGGUCGCCGACUUUGGGCGGAAGUUAAAUAUGAGAAGCUGUCGGAUCUGUGUUUCAACUGUGGUAUGCUUGGCCAUAGUAAUCGUUUCUGUAAGCAGCCAGAGAACCCCGAUAGCCGUUAUGGGCCCAACUUAAGGGCACCGCCGGCCAGGAAGUUGCUUUCCCCGGGGAGACAAAGAAGCAAUUCAUGGGGUGGACGAUCAGAUAGAAUCCAAGGUGGCGUAGAGAUCCCAAGGGUGGCGCGUGCGCUUAACUUUGAUAAGGCGCGUGAAGCUGGGAAUAGGGGUGAGAUUCUGCUGGAGAAUAAUCAGGAAACGGUCAGCGAAAAGGUGGGGGGCGUUUCAGCGAAUCAGGAGGGUCUCACUCAAAACCCACGUGAGGAUCAUUCGGGGAGGCCCAUGCCAAGUCAACAGAAAGGUAAGGAAAUUAUAUUUAAAGACAUUGGUGAAAUUUUCUUUACUAGUAUUGAACAUGCUACUGCUGAAAAUAUUGUCGGUCCUAUUUCUCUAAGGGCUGAGAGUAGUGGGCCUAGUGUUGUUGGGUCAGCUGUACAGGAAUGGCAAGUCCACAAUGAACCUACUAUACCUGCUAAUAGGGAAACCCAUAACCAGGCCUUUUCUGGUCCUAUCAUUACUGAGAUUGAAGAUGGUGCAGAUCUUGAAUCUGCUGGUGUGCCAGAGUUACCUUUCCCAGAAAGUGAUUACCAUGUUGAAAUGGAUAGUGAUGAUUUGCCAGAGGCUAGCAGGGCAAGCUAUAAUGAGGUAUACAGGGCGCCAGGCAGUACACAGUUUAUAUCAAGAAGGGGCAGUACUCUAUCCCCAUCAAGAGUUAUCAGAACAGUGCUGAAUCUUUCAAAUGUCUUCAGAUGUCUAAAUCUCAAGAUAUCAGCCUAUGAUGAGGAAGGGUGGGGAGGAGACAUUAAACGAGGAAGAUUUACUCCUCUUCUGUUAGAAGUUGCUGGCCAGACAGAAAUAACUUCCCCUUGCAUCCCACCCCCUUGUGUUGGGCGUAGGAGGAAGGGCAAGUCUGUGGGAAGAGUGUGGCUGUCCUAUAACAGCCACUCAGCAACCAUGAUAGGCCUGGUGUGGAACUAUCAGGGUAUAGGACCUGCCCUGACUAUGAAUGUGCUUAAACAGUUGGUAUCUAAAAUAGGUCCUACUAUAAUUUUCUUAUCAGAAACUAAAAAUAAGAGUGAGAAGCUGGAAGUUUUGAGGAGAAAGUUGGGUUAUAAUAAUGCUAAGUAUGUGGAACCUGUGGGGAAGAGUGGAGUUGAUUUUGAUGAGAGACGGAGAUUAUAUGAGCGCAUUACUGACAUUGUGCACAUUGGGGAGCUUCCAAUUGUUUGCUGUGGAGAUUUCAAUGAUAUUUUAUGUCAAGAAGAAAAGAGUGGAGGUAACCUAAAAGCGAAGAGGAAGAUUGAUUGUUUUAAGGACUUUGUCCAUGGCUGCAACUUCAUUGAUAUGGGCUUUAAGGGCCAACAGUAUGCAUGGUUCUAUAGAAUAGGAUCCGACCAUUCUCCUAUUCUACUUGACACGUGCUAUAGUGAGGAAAAAGCGAUGAGGUCUUUCAAGUUUGAAGCCAUGUGGUUAGAAAGCCCUGAUUGUGAAGAUGUGGUUAAGAGAGGCUGGUCUGUUCCUUUUGAAGGUUCUGGGUGCUAUCAAUUAGUCAAUAAACUGAAGAAGAGUAAGAAUGAGCUUAUUGCUUGGAGCAAAAAAGCUUUCCCGAAUAAUAGAAAAGUGAUUGAUGAGCUUAUGACUGAGUUGGUUCACUUGCAGAAUCAAAAGGUUGAGGAACAAGAUGUUCUGGCUGUACAGGAGACUAUGAUGAAGCUUAAAGAAGCGUGGGACAGAGAGGAGAAGGGAGGGAGACUGGGUACCGUCCUUGACCAUAUUCCUACUCUUGUGAUGGAGGAUAUGAAUCAAAGUCUUACUAAGCCUUUUGGAAGUGAAGAGAUAAGGGAAGCUGCUUUUCAACUUGGAGCUCAUAAAGCCCCGGGGCCGGAUGGUUUCAAUGGGAUCUUCUUUCAAGAAUUCUGGGAUAUUGUAGGGGAGACAGUAACCAAAGCAACUUUGGGGUUUUUUAAUGGGGGAUUCAUGCUAAGGGAACUCAACAGUACUUGUAUUGUACUUAUUCCCAAAGUCAAUAGCCCUGUUGAGGUGACUCAGUAUCGACCCAUCAGCUUGUGCAACUAUGCUUAUAAAGUUAUAUCUAGAGUUCUUGUCAAUAGACUCAAGGAAUGGCUCCCUAAUUUGAUUACUGAGAAUCAAAACGCCUUUGUAGCUGAAAGGCAGAUACAUGAUAAUAUUCUAAUAGCUCAAGAGGUCUUCCAUUAUAUUAAGCUAAAGAAUAAAGAGAAAAAGAGUGUCCUGGCCUUAAAAUUAUAUAUGAAUAAGGCCUACGACCGUGUAGAAUGGGAUUUCCUUGAAGCUGUCAUGAAGAAAUUAGGAUUCUGCAAUCAGUGGGUGAAUUGGAUUAUGCAAUGUGUGAGCACUGUCAGCUAUAGAUUGAUAAUCAAUGGAAAGCCUUAUGAUGUUAUCCAACCCUCCCGUGGGCUUAGACAAGGGUACCCCUUGUCCCCUUAUCUCUUUCUCUUUGUUGCAGAUGCCCUGUCUCGGAUGGUUCAAGUUGUUGCUGAUAACAAAGAACUCAGGGGAAUCAAAUUGAGUAGAGAAUGCCAUGUUCUCACCCACAUUCUCUUUGCGGAUGAUUCCUUAUUCUUCUUGGAAGCAGAGGGGGGGAGCUGCAGGAAAAUGGCAGAUAUUAUUGAAUCUUAUGGUAAUGCCUCUGGUCAGAAGGUUAAUUUUUCCAAGUCCAGUGUUAUUUUUAGCUUUAAAGCUACUGAUCAGGUUAAAGCUGAUGUUGCAAACUGGUUGGGGAUCAUUAAAGCUGAUAAUCCUGGAACCUAUCUUGGCAUACCUUCUCUAUGGGGGAAAACUAGAAGGGAAGUGAUGGUAGUAAUGAGAGAUAGAAUUCUCAACAGGCUCCAGGGAUGGAAACAGAAACUUCUGUCACAAGGAGGCCGUGAGAUCCUGAUUAAAGCUGUUAUAAGUGCCAUGCCUACCUAUAUGAUGGCCAUAUUCAAAGUUGGAGGAUUCUUCAAAAUAAACAUGCUUUCUGGGCCCGGGUGCUUAAAGGUUGGUGAUGGCUGUGACAUAAACAUUUGGAGAGAUAGAUGGAUUCCAUUGAGUGACUCGGGCAGAGUGACUACUACUCAGCCUAUUGAGUCUGCUGUCCCCCAAAGAGUAGUUGAUAUCAUUGAUAAGGAGUCUAGAUCUUGGAAGUUGGAUGAGAUUUCGCAUUUGGUGUCUGAGACCACAGUAGAAGAAGUGCAUAAAGUUCCCUUAAGUCGAUCUUGUAUGAAGGAUAAGCUUAUAUGGCCUAAGGAGAAGAAUGGAACUUAUACUGUGAAAUCAGGGUACUACACCAAGAAGAGCAGUAUUCCAAUGCGGCCCCAAUACUCAUCCUCGAGUUCUCAUGUUGUUGACAAAAAGGCCUGGAGAUUUAUCUGGAAUGUAAAAGCUCCCCCAAGAGUUAAACAUUUCCUGUGGAGGGCUUGUGUUAAUGGUUUGGCGACCAAACUGGCCCUGAAGCAAAGAAGGAUUGGCCAUGAUGCAACCUGCCCCAUUUGCCAUGAGAUGGAUCAGUCUGUGGAGCACAUUUUGCUCCAAUGUCCUUGGGUGGAAACUGUGUGGUUUGGAGUUCUGGGGCUUAAGGUGGAUAGAGGCAGUAUAACUUCCCUGGAUGAUUGGUUUCUUGCUGUAGUGAGUAAUAUGAAAGGCACUAGAGAGGAGAUUGAUCAGCUGGGGACCAAAAUUGCUUUUACUAUGUGGGUGAUCUGGAAAUGCAGAUGUGAAAAUGUUUUUCAAAACAGGGUUGUUGAUCCCUUUCAGUGUGUGCAAAGGAGUCAAAAUGCUAUAUGGAACUUUAUCAAGACUAAAACUGAAUGUGCUAGCAACAAAAGGAAAACGUGCAACGCUAGUAGAGUUCCUGAGGUAUGGUCUCCCCCAAAUCCUCAUUUCCUAAAAUUUAAUUGCGAUGGAUCUUUUGCUGUUGAAGGUGGCAAGGCGAGUAUUGCUGUUGUGGUUUGCAAUGGGGAUAACGGAGUACUGGAUGGCUUAGCAGAAUCCACUAUGGCCAACUCUGCUCUUGAAACUGAGGCUAAAGCCUUGCUGGCUGCCGUAAAGUUGGUUAAGUCUUCCAAUACUCAUAAUGCCAUUCUGGAAAUUGACUCUGAAAAGUUUAUGGGUGCUUUAUCCUCUGUUAAGAAGUGCAGGUGGGAGAUUAAUACUAUAAUUCAGGAUAUUAGAUCGCUGAUGUGUGACUCUGGUACUAUGAAGAUCAGUUUGGUGCGUAGAACAGCAAACUCUGCUGCUGAUUGGGUAGCUAAGUCUGUAAGGCUGGGAGAGUGCCCUGAUGGAUGGGUUUUACAACCCCCUCUUCCUCUGCUUCAUAUCUACAACAAAGACAUCAUCCCUGCCCCUCCAGAUGUUUGA